GAUCGGUGGAAACAGCUGGUAGUACUGGUGAUGGAAUGUCAGAAGCCAAGCCGCCAAAUGAUCAGUCGUUCAUGGCGCCAUCCUUCGACGGAAUCGUCAAAGAUCAUAAGCAAAACAGUGAUCAUCAUGAGGUGGGCAAUGGGUCUGUUGAUUUUCGAGGGAGAAUUGCUGAUAAGCUCGCCACCGGAGGGUGGAAGGCCUCUCCAUUCAUCAUAGUGAACGAGGUGGCGGAGAGGUUGGCGUUCUUCGCGGUGGCGGUGAGCAUGGUGACUUACCUGGUGGCGGAGAUGCAUCAAACGAUCCCGACGGCGGCUACUCACGUCAACGAUUGGAUUGGAGCCGCCUUCGUUCUCACCAUUGUCGGAGCUUUCCUGGCAGAUGCUUACCUUGGCCGCUUCAAAACCAUCAUCGUCUUCUCCGGAAUCUACGCUGUGGGAAUGGUCCUGUUGACGCUCGCGGCUUCCGUAGACAGUCUCCGGCCACCGAAAUGUGUUGCCGUGCCAUGCAAGCGAGAGCCGGCCACCGCCGGUCAAAACGCCUUCCUCUUCUGCGCGCUGGCCCUCAUCGCUCUCGGAACCGGCGGCAUCAAGCCGUGCGUCUCCUCGUUUGGCGCCGACCAGUUCGACGAGGCUGACGAGAGGGAAGUCGAGAAGAAGUACUCCUUCUUCAACUGGUUCUUCUUCGCCAUCAACAUGGGCGCUCUGCUGGGCAUCACCGUCCUGGUGUAUCUACAGCAGCAGAAGGGCUGGACGUGGGGCUUCGGAGUGCCAACCGUCGCCAUGGCCUGUUCCAUCGUCAUCUUGGCCUCCGGGUUUCGUUUCUACAGGUUCCAGAAGCCGAUGGGCAGCGCAUUUACGAGGUUUCUUCAGGUUAUGGUGGCUUCGGUGAGAAACCAUCGGACAGGAGCCGAAGUGAGAAGCCAUGGGGUUGAGCUCUUUGAGGUCGGGACAGUGGAGUCUGACAUUCAUGGCGCUCGCAAGCUUGCUCACACCAACCAAUACAGAUUCUUGGACAAGGCAGCUGUGAUGGUGGAUCCAGAAGAAGCCAACACAAGAAACCGAUGGAAGCUCUGCACAGUGACCCAGGUCGAAGAAUUCAAAUCCUUCAUCAGAGUCUUACCGAUCUGGGCUUCCACCAUAGCCCUCUCCAUCUCCUUCUCCCAGCUCUCCACCUUCUUCAUCACCCAGGCCGCCCUCACCGACCGCCAGCUCGGCCCCUCAUUCGUCAUCCCCCCCGGCUCCGUCCCCGUCUUCGCCGCCGUCAACGCCCUCCUCCUCGUCCCCCUCUACGAGCACUUUGUCGUCCCCCUCCUCCGCCGCCGCACUGGCAACCGCCGCGGCCUCACCUCCCUCCAGCGCAUGGGCGUCGGGCUCUUCAUCUCCAUCUUCGCCAUGGUCUCCGCCGCCCUGGUGGAAAAUCGCCGCCGCCUCCACAGCCCAGAGCCCAAGUCCAUGACCGUCUUCUGGCUUCUCCCCCAGUUCUUCCUCAUCGGCAGCGCCGAGGUGUUUACCUACGUCGGACAGCUCGAGUUCUUCUACGAUGAAGCCACCGACGGGACGAGGAGCAUCUGCAGCGCGAUGUUUCUGAGCGAGAUCGGGAUCGGGAACUGGCUGAGCACGGCGCUGGUUAAGAUCAUUGACAGGACGACGGGCGGGGAAGAAGAAGGGUGGCUGAGGAACAGUUUGAACGAGAGCAAGCUUGAUUACUUCUACUGGGUAUUGGCGGCCAUUAAUGGUGUUAACUUUGUGAUCUAUCUGGUGGUUGCUUGGCUCUAUAAGGGGAGAGAUGGAGCUGCCGGAAAGGUGAGAGAUGAUGGCAAGGAGGAGCUUUAAUUAAUUAAUGGAGGUUUUCCAAUUAAAGUUUUAAAGUCA
This is a messenger RNA of Diospyros lotus (date-plum), 1871 nucleotides long. RefSeq names its product protein NRT1/ PTR FAMILY 8.2-like. Bases 36 to 1832 code for a protein of 598 amino acids. The transcript has 5 exons. Gene Ontology annotation, biological process: transmembrane transport; oligopeptide transport. Gene Ontology annotation, molecular function: transmembrane transporter activity. Gene Ontology annotation, cellular component: membrane. The record is from RefSeq and is a predicted model, not a curated record. Lineage: Eukaryota; Viridiplantae; Streptophyta; Magnoliopsida; Ericales; Ebenaceae.